Messenger RNA from Aphanomyces astaci, 216 nucleotides. RefSeq lists its product as hypothetical. The coding region runs from base 1 to 216 and encodes 71 amino acids. Lineage: Eukaryota; Oomycota; Saprolegniomycetes; Saprolegniales; Verrucalvaceae. The record is from RefSeq and is a predicted model, not a curated record. The transcript has a single exon.
AUGACCGUGCCGCAGUCCUGCAGCACCUCCUUGCACGACUGCUUGACCACAAGCGCCUCCCCCGUGGAGCUUUCGUUGACGUUGCUGCUCAUUUUGGGGUCGAUCGGAGCACGGUACGCCGGAUCUGGAAGCGUGCUGGUGUUGACCUUACCAACGCUACGCGCCCAUGCAACAGCGUUGCGUCACGAAAGAAGGGUCACUGUGGACGGAACUUGA